AUGACGAGCAUCAGCUUGCGUGCUUGCCAGCACGCAUGUUUGCCAGUCUGCGUCUUUGCCAGCAUGCACGUUUGGCAGUUUCUCCUGAGCUUAUCAUCGGCGGACCUGACGGUUGGCCUCGCAUACGGCAUCUACCUCUCCAUGACCUACACGGGUUUCUUUGAACUCUACACGCACCAGGCCACUAGGUUCGUACUCUGCGUCCUGCGCACCGCACUCAUGGACGUCACCCUCGUCGUCUCCGUCACCAACCUGCUGUCGAUCACGAUCGACCGCUGGAUCGCGAUCUGCCACCCGCUGCGCUACCCGACGAUCGUCACCGACCGGCGCGCCAACGCCGCUAUCGGCGCCACAUGGCUGUGGGCGGUGCUCUUCGUCGUCGUGCCGCUGCUGCUGUGGCACAGCACCGAGGCGAUCUGCUCGAUCGAAGUCUUCUUCAACAGGUACCACAUGCUCGCGCAGUGCAUCUACUUGCUGCUGCUGCUCGCCGCGAUGGCCGCGCUGUAUGCCGACAUCGCGCGCGUCGCAAAGCGCCACCGCCAGAGCAUACACGCGCGGCCGAGCGAGGAGCCGGCCGCCAUGCGGCGCCACCACGCGCUCGCGACGACGCGCAUCUUCGCGCUCGUCUUUGGCGCGCUCGUCGCGUGCGUGACGCCGUUCUACGGCGUCUACACGUACCUGGCGAUGCGCGGCCUCGACUACACGGCGCCGGGCUUCUACUGGCCGACGUGGCUUGCCGACGUGCUCUGGGUCGCAAACUCGUGGGUGAACCCGGCCAUCUACUGCUGGAAGUACGCCGACUUCCGGCGCGCGCUCCGCACGCUGCUGCGCCGCGAGGGUUGA
This is a messenger RNA of Priapulus caudatus, 843 nucleotides long. RefSeq names its product histamine H2 receptor-like. The transcript is spliced from 3 exons. Gene Ontology annotation, biological process: G protein-coupled receptor signaling pathway. NCBI's taxonomy places the organism in Eukaryota, Metazoa, Priapulida, Priapulimorpha, Priapulimorphida, Priapulidae. Gene Ontology annotation, cellular component: membrane. The record is from RefSeq and is a predicted model, not a curated record. Gene Ontology annotation, molecular function: G protein-coupled receptor activity. The coding region runs from base 1 to 843 and encodes 280 amino acids.